Messenger RNA from Phoenix dactylifera (date palm), 1402 nucleotides. The record is from RefSeq and is a predicted model, not a curated record. NCBI's taxonomy places the organism in Eukaryota, Viridiplantae, Streptophyta, Magnoliopsida, Arecales, Arecaceae.
AUUAGCUGAUUUUUUCCACUAGUUAAAUAUCUAUAUAAUGCUUGUUUGAACUAGUACGUGAAUGGACUAUUCCUGUUGCAUGCUCUAGAUUUUUGGAUAAUAUAUGGGAGAGAAUGUAAAACAGAAAGAGAAUUAUAAGUAAUGCUGAUUACUUCCACCUCAGUAUUUCUGCUAGGCAGAGUUUCUUUCAACCGCCGAUGUUUGCAUGACAUUGGGCAUACUCCAAACCCAUAUGAGCAGGCAUUAUCAAUUAUUGGAAGAACUCUAUCUGCUUUUGAUGAGGAUAAUCUUAUUCCUUGCUUUGGAUUCGGAGAUGCAUCCACACAUGAUCAGGAGGUAUUCAGUUUUUAUCCAGAGAACCGACCAUGUAAUGGCUUUGAGGAAGCACUACAAAGAUAUAAAGAAUUAGUUCCACAUCUUCGAUUAGCUGGACCAACAUCCUUUGCACCAAUAAUUGAAACAGCCAUCGGCAUUGUAGAUAAUAGUGGUGGCCAAUAUCAUGUUCUUCUUAUAAUAGCAAAUGGACAGUUGGUGAACUUUACAGAGAUCAUGUCUAGAAAUAUUGCCAACAGCAGAAAGGAGACAGAGUUCGCGCUUGCAUCAUUGAUGGAAAUCCCAUCACAAUAUAAAGCAAUAAUAGACCUUCAACUUUUGGGUAAACGAAGAGGAACACCAGAAAUGACUGCUCUCCCUCCACCAAUUAAAAGUAAUGGUUCAUCAUAUUCAAAUCCAAAAUACUCACACUCAAGCAGCUUGGAGCAAGGUGCUGGAGUUCAUAAAAGGGCGUCAGCCAUUCCAUCAGAGAGUUCUCUAGAAGAGAAACAAUGCAUGUACAUUUAAUUAUCUCAAGCCAGUUAAUGAAAUCUACAUUUCUUUCCAAAUUAGGCAUUUUGCCUAAAGGAAUCCAAAGCCUGGAGAGAUGCUAUCUAAGCAAAAUAUUCCUUUCAACAUCCAUGGUGCUCCUAUCAUUUUGCCUACUUCCUAUGAAGAUAUGGUUCAAAAAUACCAGGCCGCGUUGCAAUUGCUUGGAGCUUUCCUGCUUCAGUUUGUGUUGCUGCAAUCAGGGUGUUUCAUGCUUCAAACCACAAUGUUGUAGCUGGGGAUUCCCCUGCUCCAAACUACAAUGUUGUGGUUGGGGGUUUCCUUUCUCCAGACCAUGCUGUGUCCUUCCAAGCCUCUCCUGCCCUAAGUACUCCUGUGGCUGUAUCUUAUCCUGUCCAAGAUGUACAGAGGUACGCCUGUGCCCAAGAUGCACCAAACCUGGCUGUACUACCGGAUGUCUAUGUUAGGUUAGAUCAUGGCAUUGUAUUCCUUUUGUAUCAGUCUGGUUCUUUAGCAUGCCAUAUUAUUAUUCUAUUGGAAUUCUGAAUCAUAAUAUGUUCAAGAUUAAAAUUUUUGUCCA